This is a messenger RNA of Durio zibethinus, 2252 nucleotides long. RefSeq lists its product as uncharacterized. The record is from RefSeq and is a predicted model, not a curated record. Lineage: Eukaryota; Viridiplantae; Streptophyta; Magnoliopsida; Malvales; Malvaceae.
UUGUACGGGUUAAAAAAUUAGUAUAUAAAUAAAAUAAUACCCUCUAAAUCUCUGUCCGUCUUCUUUGGUCUCUCUCUCGCUUGGUAAAGGUUAAUAGCUUUCCAGAAUGGGUUUUGAUAAGGUUUAUCAAUGCUUGCUUGAUGUAUUCCCGCUGGUUGAUUCACGUGUUCUAAAAGCUGUUGCUAUCGAGAACUCUAAGGAUGUCGAUGCAGCUGCGGAGAUUGUUCUGUCUGAGAUUAUGCCUUACUUGUCUAAACUUACUGUGGCUGCUAGUUCUUCCUCACAGAACCAGAGUCCUCGAUUGCAACCAAAUGAAGCUGUAGAUGAGGAAGAAAGCAAUCAGUUGAGGUGGCGAAAGGUAUUGUUUGGGAAAAGAGCAUACUCUUCUGCAGAACCAUUGUUGGAAACAAAUGAAGCUGUCACAGAAACUUGUCUUACAGGGGCUGCUAGCAACAUGGAUUCUCUUGAGACACCAAAUGCAGCGGCUACUUCAAAAUUCCUUGAGAACAACAAUAAUGAGGCUGCUGAAAUUGAAACUGAGGAAUUGAUUUUGGUGGGGAACGCUGAAAUUCAGAAAGACAAGUCUAGUUUCAGUUUGAAUGCAUUAGGGAUCGAUAAUUCUCUGCUAUAUGCAAAUCUUCAAAUCAAGGAGUCAGGUUCAUCAAGUAAAGACCGAGCCAUAGACAUCAAAGAUGGGUUUGUGAGGUCUCCCCGGGUUUCACCAGUCACCAGGGCUAAUGAUUCUACCUCUCUUCUGGGGAAUACUGGUAGUAGUGGCAGCUCAAAUGAUGAGUUAAAUUUUGAUGGGCCUGUGGAUUUGAAUGUAGAUUUAUGCAGAAACAGUUCAUUAAAUAGAACCAUGCUAGGUGAAGAAAAUGUUGUAGGUCUGCUGGUUCCAUCAUCUUCUCAAGAACAAAUGCCAGAAGGCCUGAGAGCUGGUCUUCGUUCUGAAAGUGGUUCGGUGAUUCACUCUACUGAUUCUGAGAACCAAGAAAGAGGUUCUGUAGAACUUAAAUCCCUGCUGGACUCCAUUAGUGAAAUGGGUGAUAUUGAAGAUGAUACCUUUAAUCCUGCUGUUAGUAGAUCUAGUAAAACAUGCAGAAUUGAUCUACUUGAAGAGAUCAUUGAAAAUGCUAAAAAUAACAAGAAAACCUUGUUUCAGGCCAUGCAGUCAAUGAUGAAUUUGAUGAGAGAAGUUGAACUUAAAGAGGAAGCUGCAGAACAAGCAAAAGAGGAAGCUGCCAGGGGAGGUUUGGAUAUUCUUCUCAGGGUGGAGGAACUUAAACGGACGCUGCCAUAUGCAAAGGAAGCAAAUGACAUGCAUGCGGGAGAAGUAUAUGGGGAGAAGGCAAUUCUAGCCACUGAAGUAAGGGAGCUUCAAAGUCGCUUGCUCAGCUUGUCGGAGGAAAGAGAUAAAUCUCUUGCCAUUCUUGAUGAGAUGCGUCAAACCCUUGAAGCUCGACAAUCUGCGGCAAAGGAGUUGAUGAAAACAGCAGAGCAAGAAAAGCUGGAAAAAGAAGAAUCUGCCCAUAAAGCUCUUGAUGAACAAGAAGCCAUUACGGUGAAGGUGGUCGAAGAGUCCAAGAUUCUAAGGCAGGAGGCAGAAGAAAAUUCCAAGUUACGUGAGUUUCUUAUGGACCGGGGUCAGAUUGUUGACUCAUUACAGGGCGAAAUAUCUGUUAUUUUUGAGGAUGUUAGAGUGCUUAAAGAGAAGUUUGAUGAGCGUAUUCCAUUAAGCAAAUCUAUAUUCUCAAGCCACACCAGCUGCAUCCUGGCCUCAUCAGGCUCAUCUCUGAAAGGCAUGGCAUCUGAUCUUGCUCCCGAGCAGGGGGAGACUGCUAAAGCCCUAGAGAAAAGAAGCCCAACACCAUCUAUUGAUUGGCAAUCACCAAAAAGCAGAUCAUCGGAGGAAAGAUACAAAGCUGAUGGCAAAAAACUGUUGGAUGAUGGGUGGGAAAUUUUUGACAGAGAUGCUGAAUUCUGAAUUGUACAGUGAAGUUAUAUGAAUCGUUAAUGCACCAUAAACUGGCCCCCUCCGAUUAUAAUUGGCUUAUACAAGUCUGCAUUUUAUUUUAAUAGCAUGUGCUAAGUACUACGAUCCUCGAUUCAAGCACUAUUUGAUUGACUGGUUUUUCUUUAGCAUAAAGGCAUUUUCUGUGAAUAUUUUAUUUCUCUGUUAGUGGCAAAUACUAUUGAACAAGUUUUGUACAGCAUUAAGUAUUGAAUAAGUGAGUGCAUUUAUUUAGGUUCUC